CCGGCCAAUGCAGUUAAAAAUUUUUUUCCUUCUCCCCUUUUGUCCAAAUAAAAAGCGCUAUUUUGAUGAAUGAAGACGCUACUCUUGUAACCUUUGCCUUUUCUCUUCCUCAUCACACCUCCUGGGGUGGGCGGGGAGAAGGCCUCAGCGCCGGACUCUGUUGGGAAGAGGAUGCCGGGAGCUGAGCCGCUCGAAGCCGUCGCGUCGCCGGCAAGCAGAGACCUUCUCAGGGAGGAAAUCUGAGGAGGCCGCGGACCAGCGUCGCCAGCACCGGGCGCAGGACGGAGACACGAUGGAAGUGAAAGACGGAAAUGCAGCCCUUCUCAGCAAUUACGAGGUCUACAAGUUGUUGACCGAUCUGAAGCAGCAACGCUGGGAAACGGGGAAAAGCAAGCAGAGUUCCGGCCAGCAGAAUUUGAACACUAUCAUGUAUGAAACGCUAAAAUACAUAUCUAAGACUCCAUGUAAAUACCAGAGUCCUGAGAUCAUAAUGGAUUUUCUCUUAGCGAUGAAAUAUCACAAGUUAACAAAAGCGGAAAAGCUACAGCUUCUCAACCACAGGCCUGUGACCGCAGUAGAGAUCCAGCUGAUAGUCGAAGAAAGCGAAGAGCGGCUAACAGAAGAGCAAAUCGAAUCUCUCCUCCAGACCGUCACCAGCAUCCUUCCAGGAGAUCCGGAGCAAGAGGAAGAGCGGCAGUCAGCCAUGGCUGUCGAGGAGGAAGGAGACCAGGGGUAGGACAGCAUCUCCAGGACCAGAAUGAGGAUCCUGACCCAAAUCUGAAAGCCGUCUACCUACUUCAGUUGCACUGAAGAUCUGUCUCCCACCCCUUAUGAUGACAGACUUACAUACAAAGCCACAUCACCUCGUUUUAUUGUUGAAUUCUUCUUACAUCACAGUAGCGAAUGUCGCUUACAACAGAUUACAACAAAAUGUUUUCAAAA
This is a messenger RNA of Heteronotia binoei (common prickly gecko), 942 nucleotides long. It is a transcript of the gene CRCP, whose product is annotated as CGRP receptor component. NCBI's taxonomy places the organism in Eukaryota, Metazoa, Chordata, Lepidosauria, Squamata, Gekkonidae. The record is from RefSeq and is a predicted model, not a curated record. The coding region runs from base 293 to 736 and encodes 147 amino acids. The transcript has 6 exons. Gene Ontology annotation, biological process: transcription initiation at RNA polymerase III promoter. Gene Ontology annotation, molecular function: nucleotide binding. Gene Ontology annotation, cellular component: RNA polymerase III complex.